Sturnus vulgaris (Common starling) is the source of this 1820-nucleotide messenger RNA. NCBI's taxonomy places the organism in Eukaryota, Metazoa, Chordata, Aves, Passeriformes, Sturnidae. The record is from RefSeq and is a predicted model, not a curated record.
GCACGGCCCCGGGCUCUCCGUGUGGGUGUCGGCAAUUCCUGAUAAAUCCCAGGUGUUCCCCAUGAGCGUGUCCGCACACUCAGUGUUCUGUCACCUGUGGAAGAUCCUGAGGAGAUUCCCGCAAAGAGACUGAAAACAGAAUGUGUCUCUGGGGCUAACAAGGAGCCUGAAGAGGUUUCUGGGGCUGCCAAGUUGCCACUUAAGGCAGCAAGUAGAAGCCAGGAGACUAAAGAGAGAGAUGACUUCUCCUUCUCUGAUUCUGAAGAUGAGGUUGUGCUCAUUUCUUCUGACUCUUCAUUUGUAGCAUCUGCAGAGGAUGAGGACACAACAGAACCUGACAAAAUGCCUUGUGAUACCAACCCAUGCCUGACUGAGGAAACACCACCCUCUCUUUUCAAGAGAGCUCCAUAUCUGAGCCUGAGCAAGAAUAACUACAUCCCAGCUGCUCUGGAGAGCCCUGUCACACCCAGGCCCCCCAUUAAGGAGCCAGGUCCCAGCUCUCCAGGAGUCAGUGGCACCAGGAGGCCUCUGUGUGCUGCUGAAGAGGAUGUUCAGCAGGCAGAAAACAAGAAAUACAAAGAGCUCUUGAGUCUGUUCAAGGAAAAAUAUGCUGGAAAACUGACCUCUCCACGGCUAUCAAGACUCAACAAAGUUCCAACCAAGGAACCAAGGAUGACUGGGAGUCCCCUGAAAGAGCAGAAAUCCAGAGGUGCCUCUCCACCCGUGCCACAAAGGACCAGCAUCAAACAUGGGGAUGUUUUCAGCCCCCAGCUGCCUCAGAGAGGUGUCAUGAUCAGCUACUACACACCACCAGAAGACUCCCAUGGAGAGGGAAGACAAGAGAAACGAGCUGCUUCAGUGGGCCAGCGUGAAGCUGAAGUCCCCCGAGGAAAGCUAUUCGAGUUCCAUGUGACACCUGUCCUGUCCAAAGACCUCUUUUUUGUGGACAGCGAGCCACUGCUGUGCCCAGAAAAGCCAGCAAAUGAUCUGGCUCCACUGACAGAGGCCAUGGAACGUGAGGUCUCUGCUGCCUUUGACAGUGGUGAGCCUGAGGACAUCCUGAGCAAGGCCUUCAAGCUCACUGUCACCCGUGAGGACAUCAGCACCCUGCAGCCCCCGGGCUGGCUCAACGACAAGAUCAUUAAUUUCUACAUGAGUCUUCUGGUGGAAAGAAGCAAGAAGGAAGGAUAUCCAUCAGUCUAUGCUUUUAAUACCUUCUUUUAUUCCAAGCUGAGCUCUACAAGCCACAAGGGAGUAAAGAAAUGGACCAAAGGUGUGGAUAUCUUUGAGCAUGAUGUCAUCUUGGUGCCUAUUCACCUUAGAAUUCACUGGACGCUGCUGGUCGUUGACCUCCGAGAGAAAACCAUCAAAUACUUUGACUCCUUGGGAGAGAGAGGAGACCACAUUUGCAAAACUGUCUUAAAAUACCUGGAAGAGGAAAGCAGGGAAAAAAGAAACAUUGAAUUGACUGCAUCUGAGUGGACCCUUCACAGCAUGGGCACGGAGGAAAUCCCUCAACAAAACAAUGGAAGUGACUGUGGAGUUUUUACUUGCAAAUUUGCCGAUUUCAUCUCCAGAGACAAACCCAUCACCUUCACUGCGGAGCACAUGCCUUAUUUCCGCAGGAAGAUGGUGUGGGAGAUAAUCCAUAAGCAGCUGCUGGGAGACAUGCACUGUUAGAAAAACACUGUUCUGUUAAAGAGUAGUAUUUAUUUCUUAUUGUUUAGCUGAGAUAAGAUAAAUAUUAACUUAUGUAAGAGCCUUAUUGUAUGAGAACAUUACUUGUUAAGAGAGUAAUUUAUUUUUUAAUUCAAAAUUGA